AUGCCAUUAUCACUAAAUCUAAGUGCCACCCUAAAUGUACUGAGACUUCUCUACCAGCCCUCGUUGUGCUUGCCCCAUGCCGUGGUGCCUACUUUUGACAAGUUGGUGAUCCCAUUUAGUCUUGGCUAUGAAGAAAACCAAGCACAAAACGAAGAAACUACAAACAAAAAAUCCAAUAUAAAGGCAGUAGUUCUCGAUAAAGACAACUGUUUUGCCAAGGAUCAGGACGACAAAGUUUGGCCUGCUUACCAGCAAACGUGGAAGUCGCUUGUAGACAAUUAUCACAAAGACAACAUUCUCAUCGUCAGCAAUUCAGCCGGUACUGAUGACGAUGUGGAUCACCAGCAGGCUAAAAAGCUUGAAAAUGAUACUGGGGUCACAGUCCUUCGUCAUUCGACCAAAAAACCUGGGUGUCACGAAGAAAUAAUGGCAUAUUUUGCAAAGGUGGGUAUUACAGAUCCGUCGCAAAUUGUAGUUAUCGGCGACAGACUUUUCACAGAUAUGCUCAUGGCGAACAUGAUGGGAGCGUGGGGGAUCUGGAUCUCCGAGGGAGUAGAGCUUUCUCAGAAACCGUUUGUUAAGCUCGAAAGAUUGUUCUAUAGCCGAAUGGCGGGAUACGGUCCCAAGUCUCCAUGA
Molecule: messenger RNA, 636 nt
Organism: Meyerozyma guilliermondii ATCC 6260
Lineage: Eukaryota; Fungi; Ascomycota; Pichiomycetes; Serinales; Debaryomycetaceae
Product: phosphatidylglycerophosphatase
Exons: 1
Coding region: 1-636 (211 amino acids)
Biological process (GO): cardiolipin biosynthetic process
Cellular component (GO): mitochondrion
Molecular function (GO): phosphatidylglycerophosphatase activity
Source: RefSeq, a predicted model, not a curated record